Molecule: messenger RNA, 1699 nt
Organism: Coccomyxa subellipsoidea C-169
Lineage: Eukaryota; Viridiplantae; Chlorophyta; Trebouxiophyceae; Coccomyxaceae
Product: alanine-glyoxylate transaminase
Exons: 11
Coding region: 66-1166 (366 amino acids)
Cellular component (GO): peroxisome
Molecular function (GO): L-serine:pyruvate transaminase activity; L-alanine:glyoxylate transaminase activity
Source: RefSeq, a predicted model, not a curated record
GAAAAUCUGAGGAAGACCACCCCAAGAGAUUGCAUCAUUCCUUCGUACAACUUCUGCAGAUAGCCAUGUCUGCCAAUUUCCAGCAGUAUGCUAAACCAGGAGAGGUCACCCCUGAGAUCACUCCCAGCCGAUUGUUCGACACACCAAUCAAGGUCCCAAGCCGCCUUCUGAUGGGUCCUGGACCCGUCAACGCGCAUCCGAGGGUGCUAGCUGCUCAGACUCUGCCUCUCCUCGGCCAUAUGCACCCCCCCUUUUUCUCCAUCAUGGACGAGAUCCAGGAUGGGCUCAGAUACUUGUUCCAGACGAGCUCAAAAUACGUCCUCUUGAUCAGCGGAACAGGACAUGCGGGCAUGGAGGCGGCAAUCGCGAAUAUGCUGGAGCCUGGCGAGACAAUUGUGGUGGGCAACAAUGGCAUCUGGGGGCAGCGGGUGACUGACCUGUCAGCACGUUUUGGUGGCAAUGUUGUGAGCCUGGAAACAGCGGCUGGUUCCACUCUGUCUCUCGAGGAAAUCAAGGCGUCCCUGGACCAGCACAAGCCUGCUGUUCUGUUCUUGUGCCAGGGUGAAAGCUCGACAGGGGCGCAGCAAAGCCUCGCUGGCGUCGCAGAAGCUUGCCAAGAACAUGGAACGGUGCUGAUUGUGGACACAGUGUGUUCCCUGGGAGCUGUGCCUUUCUACGGCGACGCAUGGGGCGUCGACUGCAUGUACAGCGGAUCGCAGAAGGUCAUCUCGGCGCCCCCAGGAGCCGCUCCCUUCAUGCUGAGCGAGCGCGGUCUCAAGAAACUGCUGAAUCGGAAGAUGAAGGUUGCGUCUUACAACUUUGAUCUGAACCUCAUCGGCAACUACUGGGGCUGGUUCUCCAAAGCAAGGCAGUAUCAUGCGACUGCAAUGGGGCUGGGGGCGCUGGGUCUGAAGCCCUUCGUCGAGUCUGAUGCGGACCGGCUCGUCUCCGUGAACACCAUCAAGGUGCCCGAAGGUGUGGACUGGGCGGCUGUGGUCAAGAAUGCGAUGGAAAAGUAUAAUGUGGAGAUUGCUGGUGGCCUCGGUCCCACUGCAGGGAAGGUCUGGCGUGUUGGAAUCAUGGGCUACAAUGCAAAGCUGGAGAAUGUGGAGCUGGUCAUCGCUGCUUUCCGGGAUGGCCUGCAGCAGCAGGGAUACUUGAAGUGAACGAUGCUGAGGAAGUCACUUGAUGCAGAUCCAGCAUGGCAAAUUUAAUUGCUUGUGAAAAGUAAAAGGUUCAUUAAGCUGAUCUCCGGCACACUCUGUUCUGCUACGCGCAGUCAUCGUAAAUUAUGAUAAUGAUCUCACAGAGGGUCCCUUGUAUCCAGGUAAACAGAUUUUAGAAAGCCUGCACAUCUUUGAUGCGAGACUUGUCAUGCAACUGUGCAGCUGCCUGUGCACCUGCCCCUUUGUUUCAUGCAGCUGUGAAGAAGGGACAGCUAUUACAUUUAGUACGUUGCCAUAUGGUGGCCACACUUCAGAUAUGCAUCGGCAAGAAGCCGGGGGCAAAACUUAGGAAUUGUCCGUUAGCUCUAGAAUUGAUGAUACAACAUUACCGGGAACAGCGUGUCGGUGAGACUGAGUGUCACAUCCUGUCUUGUCAUCCGGUGAAUCAUCUAUGGAGGUUUGAUUGUCUUACUCUGCAGCCAGACGGCUUGUAGCUCUGUUUGAGAUCCAGGUCAUGUAAGGGCCCCAGGAUC